UGUCAAACAAAAUGUAAACAAAACACGCACCACGUUAGAUUCAUGCUUGCUAAACGUAAUUACACUUUACAAAAAUGAUUGAUUAUGAAAAAGGUGAUAUAGUCAUUAUAGAAUUAAAAGCGGGAGAGAUUUAUGAUGGAAUUUUGAUUUCAAAAUCUGCCGAACGAAUAUCAAUUUGUAGCACGGUCGAAUAUCCAUCUGGCAAAUUAUUUGAAAAUAUUUGUAAUUUUUCUAUAAAAGAAAUAAAUACAAGUAGAAUAUUAUCUGAUAAAAAAGAUAAUGGCAAUAAUAAAGUGGUAAAUAAAAUUAAUUUAAACAUACAAGAAUAUAAACAUUUGACAAAUCUUAUUAAUUCGUUUAAAUUAAUUAAACAAAUGGAUGUUCGGUUUUAUGAUGCAGUACAAGAAAUAGAAACAGCAGAAAGUAUUGGCAUUGAUGCUAAAGGAUGUCAAAUUGGUCGUUUUUAUAAAAUCUCAUAUCUGAUAAUAAGUGUCUGGAAUCAAGUUUUCGUUUUUGAUAUGGUAAAUUUAGAUCAAAUGGCAUUUAAUUCAGGGCUGCAAUUAAUUUUUGAAAACGAAUUUAUUUUAAAAGUUUGUCAUAAUUCUCAAAAAUUGAACGAUUGUUUAUUACAUAAUUACGGUGUAAAAAUGAAAAAUGUUUUUGAUGUAUUACUAGCCGAUUUCACAUUACAAGAAAGGCAUAAAGAAAAAGACCCAAGGCAUAGAUCUAUUGAAGAUUUGAUAAUAGAGUAUUUAAAUUUGCCCUCAUGUUUUGUGGAUAAAAUCACAGAUGAAGAGUGGACUAAAAGACCGCUGCCAAUUACCUACCAAGAGAUGAUUGCAACUCGAUGUAGUUUUCUAUUAUUUUUAAAAAAUAUUUUACAGAAAAAGAUGAAUGAAUCAUUGAACAAAAUAACAGAUAUGUUUUAUUGUAUGGCAACGGAUACAUUGAAUCCUACUGUAGAAGAAACAAUUUUACCAAAAAGAUUAUUGCAAAUGUUAUAAUGACGUGCUGGGGAGUGGGUAACUUUUUUACUUUUAAAUUAAAUGAAUUUUUUCUGAUGUUAAAAUUUUCCCACUCUUUUUAUAAUUUAAAUUAUCUAUAUAACCCGCCCUCUUGCUAUAAAU
Molecule: messenger RNA, 1127 nt
Organism: Chrysoperla carnea
Lineage: Eukaryota; Metazoa; Arthropoda; Insecta; Neuroptera; Chrysopidae
Product: piRNA biogenesis protein EXD1-like
Exons: 4
Coding region: 75-1004 (309 amino acids)
Biological process (GO): nucleobase-containing compound metabolic process
Molecular function (GO): 3'-5' exonuclease activity; nucleic acid binding
Source: RefSeq, a predicted model, not a curated record